This is a messenger RNA of Toxotes jaculatrix (banded archerfish), 1081 nucleotides long. RefSeq names its product proteasome 20S subunit alpha 1 (gene psma1). Gene Ontology annotation, cellular component: proteasome core complex; proteasome core complex, alpha-subunit complex; nucleus. NCBI's taxonomy places the organism in Eukaryota, Metazoa, Chordata, Actinopteri, Toxotidae. The transcript has 10 exons. The record is from RefSeq and is a predicted model, not a curated record. Gene Ontology annotation, biological process: ubiquitin-dependent protein catabolic process. The coding region runs from base 67 to 855 and encodes 262 amino acids.
CCAGGAAAAUUAAUCAAGUUAGGAUCACUGCACCGGGAAAGAGAGGCGACACAUUUAGAAGAAGAGAUGUUCCGCAACCAGUACGACAACGAUGUCACAGUGUGGAGCCCGCAGGGCCGUAUCCACCAGAUUGAGUAUGCCAUGGAGGCAGUGAAGCAAGGCUCUGCAACUGUAGGACUCAAAUCCAGAACCCAUGCAGUCCUGGUUGCACUAAAGAGAGCCCAGUCUGAACUGGCUGCCCACCAGAAGAAGAUCCUCCAUGUCGACAACCACAUCGGUAUCUCCAUUGCUGGACUGACUGCUGAUGCCAGACUGCUCUGUAACUUCAUGCGUCAGGAGUGCCUGGACUCCAGAUUUGUCUUCGACAGGCCCCUCCCCACAUCACGUCUUGUCUCUCUUGUUGGCAGCAAAACCCAAAUCCCAACACAGAGGUAUGGAAGGAGGCCCUACGGUGUUGGACUCCUCAUUGCUGGCUAUGAUGACAUGGGACCUCACAUCUUCCAGACCUGCCCAUCAGCCAACUACUUUGACUGCAAAGCCAUGUCGAUCGGAGCGCGCUCUCAGUCUGCACGCACCUACCUGGAGAGAUGCAUGGACAAGUUUUCCGACUGUAAUCUGAAUGAGCUGGUCCAGCAUGGCCUCCGUGCUCUCAGAGAAACCCUCCCCACUGAGCAGGACCUCACUACCAAGAAUGUUUCCAUUGGCAUUGUGGGGAAGGAGAUGGAGUUCACCAUUUAUGAUGAUGAUGAUGUUGCCCCAUUCCUGGAGGGGCUGGAGGAGAGGCCACAGAGAAAGGUUGCCCAGCCUGCAGAUGAACCGGCUGGAGAGGUACCUGAUGAGCCAAUGGAGCACUGAGGCAGCGAGCCGACCAGUGAUCUACUUCCUGUAGAUCCCAGACCAACCUGACACUUACUGCAGCUCACCAGAGUAAUUCUUAGAGGGGAAAAGAUGUUGUUAUGAUGUGCCACUAGCUUAACUGUUAAUCCAAAAUAUUCUCUGCUGACAUCAACCAGUGUGAUGUUGCUUUUGUAUGAGUGACAUGUACCAUUAUACAAGUAAUAAACUCUUUUUUUGAAUUGUG